AUGCCAUCACCAAUACCAAACGAAAUUCUAUGUGAAAUAUUUAGUAAUCUAAAUUUUGAAACCGACAACUAUUUUAUUCCAAGUCAAAAGGAUUUAUUUAAUUGCCUCUUGGUAAAUCGGCAAUGGUGUUUAAAUGCUAUUACAGUCCUCUGGGCCGAACCUAUGCCAGUAGACAAAGAUAGAAAAAUGGUCCAAAUAUACGCAAAAGUUAUCAAAACAUACCUUUUGUUUAUUGAUAUGCAAGAUAAACAACAACUUAUUGACUAUGGACUUAGAUUUGCAAACACAAAUUCCAAGGAUUCUUGUAAAUUUCAAAAAUCUUUACAAAUACUUUAUGGUUCAAAAAACUAUUCUACUUCUCAAUCCACUCACGUACUUAAUGAUUCAUAUACUUUUCAAAAAUCAUUUCUUAAUUCACAAGUUUACACUCAAUCUUCUCACACAUU
This is a messenger RNA of Dentiscutata heterogama, 446 nucleotides long. Lineage: Eukaryota; Fungi; Glomeromycota; Glomeromycetes; Diversisporales; Gigasporaceae. The record is from the annotation of a GenBank genome assembly.